This is a messenger RNA of Daldinia caldariorum, 1230 nucleotides long. RefSeq lists its product as uncharacterized. The record is from RefSeq and is a predicted model, not a curated record. NCBI's taxonomy places the organism in Eukaryota, Fungi, Ascomycota, Sordariomycetes, Xylariales, Hypoxylaceae. The coding region runs from base 336 to 884 and encodes 182 amino acids. The transcript has a single exon.
CAUAGAACACUUACGAACAAUCGCAUUGACUCGUCGCAGCUCCUUUAAUAAUGGCAUUGUUUGGGAAACCAUCCAUUGUACUGUUGCAAACUUUAUGAGAAGCCUUUCAUAUAGACAAGGCAGAAAACAUCCGACUGAGAGAAAGCCCUUCCUAUUACACCUUACGUACUAUUGAGUAUUUCAGACCAGUCCCCCGUGACGAUUAACUAAAUUUCAGGAUCACAGAUACUUUCACGACUAACGAUUUCGAAGAUAUCCUAAUUCAGAGGUAGGUUGAUAGAACUUUCUGGAUACCUAAAUUAGCUAGUGACCGGGGCCAAACAUUACGAUUCAACAUGUCUACCUCGGGACGCUACAUGGAUGAGGAUGUCAGGAUGGAUUUGAUUGUGGACUAUUUACGAGCAACUAACGGUGGGCAAUCGGCAAACAACAGCGAGCGUCGUUCAAGUAGCAACGAACAACGGACCUAUAGCACGUUUGCGACACGAAGGGAAGCGCCUUCGCCGUUUGUUGCGCCGAUAGAGGUAAUACACAAACCGGGUAUGGAUGCCAGAUAUCCACCGACUCCCAGUAAGUUCACCCUCCCUGCCAUCCCAAAGCCUAAGCGCGCUCCUCCUCCUCGUCCUACACUGCAGCGGGACCGGCCAAUCUUUGAGAGCCUUCCCCUCGAGGAAGAGGAGAGUAGCGGGAAGUGCGAUCGAACGGAAUUUUGGUACGAGCAAGGCAAGGAGUGGAACGUAAAGGGGGGGAAUCAAAAGCGGAAUGGGAAGAAAGACAUGGAUCGGAUGCAGACGGGACCGGAAUGCUUCACAUGCGGCAACAAGUUACGCCUCGAACAGCUCAUGUCCGAGGUCCCUUGCGAUAACUGCGGCUGUUUCAAUUAGUUGCCUUGGAUAAGCUGAGGCUCUAGAUGAUGCCUAAGCCCUAAGAAUUAUAUAUAGUCUCUUGUGGUUGAACUCAACCGCUUUCCGCUUUGCCUUGGGUUAGUUAAGGUAUCUCUAUCUACUAUCUAAAGCACCUAACCUAAUUUUUGUUCGUCUUAUUAAUAUAUACAUACCGCUUUCUAUACCUAUAUGACGCGCCUUAUGAAAUUCGACGUGCCAAAACUCGCUAUGUAAUGCCUCUUGUUUCUAUCAGACCCAUGCCUAUUCCUUAACCCGCUGGAAACCCAACUUGCUAUGCGACGUGUUCUUAUACCGCCAAAUUACUUUAAAAACAGGGAGGCGAUCG